This is a messenger RNA of Lactuca sativa (garden lettuce), 2610 nucleotides long. RefSeq names its product pentatricopeptide repeat-containing protein At2g22410, mitochondrial. NCBI's taxonomy places the organism in Eukaryota, Viridiplantae, Streptophyta, Magnoliopsida, Asterales, Asteraceae. Gene Ontology annotation, biological process: RNA modification. The record is from RefSeq and is a predicted model, not a curated record. Gene Ontology annotation, molecular function: RNA binding; protein binding.
AACAGUUUCCUAUUUCCACAGGUUUUACUCGUUUCAUUUGAACUGUUGUUACAUACAGGUUCUACUCUUCAUUUGAACUUUCAUUACAUAUACACUUUAAUUCGAUAAACAUAUAAUACCACAUACAUAGAUGAUGAUAUAUCAUACAUCCUCUCAUCGUUACAGUAAGUCAGGCCCUACAAAGUUCAAAACAAUGUGAAAUUUUAGCCCAACGUCCAGAGACCUCGUUUCGAUUUCCUUUUUGUAAAUGAUCAAUGUUCACUUCUAUCAAACAUUUAACUGUUGUCUCCCGCCAUAGCAAAUCACUCUCCCUUUUCUCUUCUUCUCCCACCACCACCACCACCACCACUUCCUUAGCCAACAAUUUCGUCUCCCCUGCUCACCAAACCCUACACCACCUCCUUGAGAAAUGCCAAUCAAUGAGGAAACUAAAACUAAUUCAUGCCCAAAUCAUCCUUCAUGGACUCCAUCAAGAAACGCUUACGGUUAGCAAGUUGAUUUCUUUCUGUGCUGUGUCGGUAACAACCGAUCUACAAUAUGCACAGCUUGUGUUCGACCAUUUGCCUCAACCAAAUCGAUACAUGUACAAUAGUUUGAUCAGGGGUUACGUCAAUAGUGACAACCCUAUAAAAGCUCUACACCUCUACCAUCAAAUGAUUCGUGUUGGCAUUUCACCAAACGAAUUCACAUACCCUUUUGUUCUUAAAGCGUGCGCAGUGCUAUCUAGAUUAUUAGAUGGGGUUCUAGUGCAUGUCCGUAUUAUCAAGCUGGGAUUCCAGUCUCAUGUUUAUGUGCAAAACGGGUUGAUUAGUGUAUAUUGUAGUUGUGACUCCAUUAGGGAUUCAAGAAAGGUGUUUGAUGAUAUGGUUGAUAAGAGUUUGGUUUCAUGGAAUACAAUGAUAGGUGGGUACUCCAAGAUGGGCUAUUGCAAGGAGGCCUUUUUAUUGUUUAGAAAGAUGAGGGAACUAGAUGUGAAACCUGAUGACUUCACAUUUGUUAGCCUACUUUCUGUUUGUUCACAGAGCUCACACGGAGUAUUGGGAAGAUCUUUACAUUCAUAUAUCGUGACUACAAAGUCCCACAUUGAUAUUUAUGUCCAAAAUGCUAUUGUGGACAUGUAUUCAAAAUGUGGAGAUCUCCAUUCAGCUCAAACAUUCUUUGAUCGAAUGUGUGACAAAAAUGUUGUUUCAUGGACAUCUAUGGUCACUGCAUAUACUAAACACAGUCUACUAGACUCAGCCAAGAAUCUUUUUUAUCAAAUGCCAGUUAAAAAUGUGGUUUCUUGGAACUCAAUGAUUUCAUGCUAUUUACAAAAAGGUUGUUAUAAUGAAGUUUUAGGUCUUUUUGAUGACAUUUUGAAUGUAGGACUAACUCCUGAUGAGUCGACUCUAGUUAGUGUCCUAUCAGCUUGCUCUCAACUUGGUGAUUUGGAAAAGGGGAAGAACACCCAUACUUAUAUAUUAUCCAACCACGUAACGCCAAGUGUCACAUUGUUCAAUUCGUUGAUAGACAUGUAUGCUAAAUGUGGGAUGUUAGAAACUUCUUUGAGUAUCUUUCUAAAGAUCCCAGAAAAGAAUCUUGUUUCUUGGAAUGUCAUGAUUGGAGCACUUGCUUUACAUGGACAUGGUUUUGAAGCAGUUGAACUUUUUGAAAGUAUGAAAGUUUGUGAGAAUGGAAUAAACCCUGAUGAGAUCACAUUCAUGGGGUUGCUUUCUGCUUGUUGUCACAGUGGUUUAACAGAAACAGGUAAAUAUUACUUUGAAAGAAUGAUUCCUAUGUAUAAUGUACAACAUGAAAUCGAACACUAUGCAUGCAUGAUUGAUCUUUUUGGGAGAUUAGGACUAUUUCCAGAUGCCAUAAAGUUAAUAAAAUCAAUGCCAAUGAAGCCUGAUGUUGUAAUUUGGGGCGCCUUACUUGGGGCUUGUAGAAUCCAUGGAAAUCUUCAAAUUGGGAAGCAAGUUUUAAAACAAGUAUUGGAGUUAGAACCAUAUACUUCAGGACUUUAUGUUCUUGUAUCAAACAUGUUUUGUGAAGCUAGAAGAUGGAAAGAUGUAAAGAACAUAAGGAAACUAAUGAAGGAUCAUGGCAUCAAGAAAAGUAAAGGUGUUAGCUUUAUUGAAGUUAAUGGAGUUUCAUAUGAGUUUAUGGUUGAUGAUCAUAGAAAUGAGUUGUCAAACGACGUGCAUGAGUUGCUAGAUCAAUUAACAGAUCAUUUGAAAUCAUCAGGGAUUGAACAAAUUUGUUUAAUUUAGACAAGUGGUAAGAUUAAAAAGUAAAAAAAGAAAAACAUAUGGAAUGAAUAAUCAGUUUUAUAAUCAACAACCAACAUCACAGAAGAAGGACAACCAAAGUUUUCUGUAGCACAUUCAUCAUUGACAUUUGUUUAAUCAUGAAGCAAACAUACGUGUGGAUGAUGAUUAUGAUUUGAUGUAUAAGUUUGACCAGUCCAGAUCAUGUCGAUGAAUUAUUAGGGAGGCAUAUGUAGAUGAAGGAGAUCAAUCUUGUUGCAGAUUUUCAGACAACAACAGUUGUAUAAACACAUUUAUAUACGACCAACAUGUUACAUGGGUAUUUCUUAAAUAUAAUCCUAGUCAGUGCUUGUUGUGUUGC